Messenger RNA from Osmia lignaria (orchard mason bee), 6029 nucleotides. RefSeq names its product mitochondrial thiamine pyrophosphate carrier. Gene Ontology annotation, biological process: transmembrane transport. The record is from RefSeq and is a predicted model, not a curated record. NCBI's taxonomy places the organism in Eukaryota, Metazoa, Arthropoda, Insecta, Hymenoptera, Megachilidae.
AUGCAAAUUUUAAGAAUUUAAUUAUACCAUUAUUAAAUUAUAAUUGUAAAAAAAACAUGAUCUUGUUUUUAAAAAGACUAAUUAAAAAUUCCAAAUGUAUAAAACAUUUAAAAAAUGAAAAGUAUAUUAAAAAGGUUGUUUUAUAAGCUUCAAAAGCUUUUUUUGUAUUGAAUACAUACUAGGAAGUAUAUAAAUCUUACACCUAUUUGCACACUAUAGCAGAAAAACAGUUAGUAAUUAUACAUUUGUGUAUUUGAAAUAUACAUGUAUACAUAUUUCGAGACUGCUUGGAAGAUCUCUUAUCAUAUACAUUUUUCUAACAUAACAAGAAUGCCAGGAAUUCUUGUAAUCUCAUCUAAGCACAAGGCAUAAGAAAUCUUCAAUUUCAUCAUCUAUAAAAUUUGCUUUUCAAAUGAAAUCAAUCAUCCAUUUUUCAAAGCAAUCUGUUAGCAAGAAAAUUAACGAAGGUGUAUGAGAUAUAUGAUUGAUUAUGUAGGAUAAAUACAUUCAUUAUUAUACUUCAUACAACAUUUGGUCAAUAUAUAAUAACAUAUGCGCGUUACAUCAUAUUGUUGUAAUAAUAAUAUAAGCAUCCCACCUAAGGUGAAAAAAAAAAUAUAUAAUAAUUUAUGAUUUUCAUACAUACUCGGUUUACUAUAGGUAUGUAGAAUAUAUGAUAAAAUAGUACAUUGUAUGAAUUGCAUACAACUUGAUUUUUGAAUAUAUUUGAGAUCAGCGUAUGUUUAAAAGUUUCGAUAAAUCAUGUAACUGCCAUGACUAAAUAUGUAUUUUAAUUUUUUUUUUUUUUGAAUGGGUGAUGUAUUUUAAGUUCAAAUGGGAAAUUACAAAUAAACACAUAAUAUGCGACGCCUGACUUUAUUAAAAACAUUUAUGCACGAUGCACGACGUGUUGAUGUGGAUUUCGUUCGUUCGAAUAAAUAAUUAAUCUGCCAAUCGGUUCUUACUGAUACAAAGGUGAUUUAUAAAAAAGUGAUGUUAUCGAAUGUUUCAUAAAUAUGAUACGUCGUUAAUUGUUAUGAUAUUUAGUUCAUCAAAACUUAAAAAAAAAAGAGGAAUAUUGUCACGAACAGUAGUUAAUGUAAUUAUUAUUAUUAUACUGUACGUAUAUAUUUUAAUAUGCGUAAAUAACAAAUGUAUUGAUAUUUAAGAAUUCGUUCGAUUUUCAUUUCAAACGUUAGACUAUAUCAUGCUAGACUAUAAUUCUGUGCUCAUGUUAGAAACGAGUUAGGAAAUAUGAAAUACUAAUCGAACGAGUAUCAGUUCUUGUUUUCUUGUCUUUUUAUAACGUCCACGAAUCGGGAUUCAAGAAAAUAAACUAUUGAGUGAUAGAUAAAUCGUUCGUUGUGUUAAAUAUUCACAUGCAAUAAAAAAGAACAAGCAUUCGACGCAAAUUACAUCGUAGAGCUAGGAUGAAUUUAAUACAUGAUAAUUGUAAGAUAGCGUAUCUUUAGAAUGUUGCUUUGUGAGUGAACUUAUUAGUACUAAUAACUUAGCAUGUUUACUGGUCUCUCGAUAAAAUAUAUAAGUAGUGUGCACUUAUUCGAACAUAACAUUAGAAUGUUUUGUUUUCAAAUCAUCGCAGAAAAAGUUUGUUAUGUCAUUCGAACAGAUCAACAAAUACUUGUUGGCUAUUUUAAAGGGCUUCUAAUAACGUAAAAAUAUUUUCUAUUUUACUGGGAGGGAUAUAAUUCGUACACAGUGGCGGGAUUCAAAUUUCCUCACCCACUCUGUCAAUAGUUUAUUUUCUUAAUUGAUGCACUUACUCUUCGAUAGAUAAAAUAAUAGAUUUUAGAAGAUAAAUGUAUUUCAUACGACACAUAAUUAAUAGAUAUUCUUAAGAAACGAAACGUGUCAUUAAAUAUGUAUAAAACAAGUGCAAUAUUAAAGUACAAAACUCGAUAUUUCUUUUGAAUUUUGUAUAUUUUACAAAAAAAAGGGCAAGGAAAAAAGUAUGUGAAUAGAUUUUUUCGACACUUUAAAUUAUUAACUGUAAGAAUUUCGAAAAUGUUUUAUCAUCAAAAUCUUUAACGAGUCUUAAGACCCCCUACAGUCCCUGAUUACGUACUUAUAAUAGCGUUGAAGUUUUUAAUAUUAUACAAUUUUGUAAUCACUUUAAUCAUUAUCUUAAAUUUUGUAUGAUCGAAUUUCUGUAUUCGAACGACGAACUCCAUAUCGUUGUGGAUCGCUAUAUAACAAUAGAUAUUAAGUAGCUCCAGUAGUAGUCUGAUUGAUCUUUGGCAUAAUUUUAGAGUAAAUGUACAUAUAACUAUUUUCCAAGAAAAUACUCAUUGUUAAAUGUAUAUGAAGGGAAACUGUUAUAGAUAAGGCUAUUAUCGUCAUUUAUAUUAAUUGAGAUAAUAAACAACGUUUCGAUUAAACGAGCUCCUCAGACUGACAUCUGAAAUGACCCAGUUUUGACUCCCUUUAAUUCUAUUUUCUUUUUAAAUUAGCACAAGACUAAACAAUUAUUAAAAUAAUGGUUUGAUAAACAUUCAUUUCAAAAAGAUCGCCAUGAAUUAAAUUUUUUUAAAUUCGAUCCUAGCGCCAUCUCUUCAAAAGUGGCUCAAACUACUCAACGACUUACCGAUCGAUUUUCCUAACAAGGGAACACUAGCGCCGACUAUCGGAGAACAGCGGAAACUACGGUAAGUCGGUAAGUAGCUUCAGUAACUUGUCGAGUAGUUUCAGCCGAUUUCGUAUAGAUGGAGAUAGGAUAGAAUUUUAAAAAAUUUAAUUUACGGCGGUCUUUUUGAAAUGCAAGUUUGUCAAAAAAUUAUUUUGAUAAUUUUUCAAAUCUGCGCUGAUUUAAAAAGAAAAUAGAAUGAAAGGAUUGUAUCUUUUUAAUUGUAAACUGGUAAAGCAAGCACGAUUGUCAUAUCGACUUUGGUCUGUACAUGCGAUCCUAACCACACUUGGUGGUAUCAGGGACCCCCACUAUUAUGACAUUUGACUUUAAUUAAAUCUUACGUAGAUUUUUAAAUAAUUAUGUUGCUACAUAAAGGAAAUAAAAUUAUGGAUCCUUCUUUAAUUGUGUACUAUUUAUUACUUGUAUAAAGUCUCUAUUUUCAAUUGCAUAUCAAAUUUUAGAACGAUUAUUUACUAUCAAACGUUGAUUUUGCGCAUAAUAUUGGAUGUCUUUGAAAGUCGUUUUUAUAUUUAUAAAUAGAUUAUACGUAAGAAAUGUGUUGAAUUGUAAAUACAUUACAUUUUGUAUAUCUUUUUUAAUUUGCUUACUAAUGUAAAUUUGAUUUUAAUAACCAGAUUAACUACAUGUAUGUUCAUGAUAUUAAGGAUACAUGAACUCUAUUUCUUCAUAUAAUCAUGCUUUUCACAUUUUAUUUUUUGCACAUGUACAUUUUUGCAGUUUAAAGUAUUAAGAAUUGCAAAACAAUUGUUUUACCUUCACAUUAAGGCAUAUUUUUUAUAUAGCCAUUUAAAUGUAAAGCAUAUAAAGCAGAAAAAAAUGAGUGCUUUGUUAAAAAGAAAUGAUAAUAAUUCAGAUCAUGCUAUAGCAGGGGCUGCUAGUGGUUUUAUAACAAGGUUUUGUUGUCAACCUUUAGAUGUUAUAAAAAUUAGAUUUCAGUUACAAGUUGAACCAAUUACUGAUCAUCAUGUUAGUAAAUACCAGUCUUUAGUUCAAGCAUUUUAUUUAAUAACUAAAGAAGAAGGUCUUUUUGCACUUUGGAAAGGACAUGUUCCUGCACAAUUACUUUCUAUUGUAUAUGGAAUGAGUCAGUUCUAUUCAUUUCAUAUGUUCAUGAAAGUAACAGACAGUUUUCCACCAUUGAAUGAAUGGAUAUAUUCAACAAAAUUUGUAGCUGGAGCAGGUGCUGGUUUGGUUGCUACAGUUAUAUCAUUUCCUUUUGACACCAUAAGAACUAGAUUAGUGGCACAAUCAAGUAAGCAUCAAGUAUAUAAGGGAAUUUUUCAUUCUUGCAGUUGUAUUGUGCGACAUGAAUCUCCAAGGGUCUUCUUUUAUGGAUUACUACCAUCAUUAUUGCAAAUUGCACCACAUACUGGGUUGCAAUUUGCAUUUUAUGGAUUUUUUACUGAUAUUUAUAAAAAAUAUUAUAAUGAAACAGAUAAUAAUUUUUAUAACUCUAUGAUGUCAGGUAGUGCAGCUGGGUUAUUAGCUAAAACUGCAAUAUAUCCACUUGAUCUUAGUAGAAAAAGAUUACAAAUACAAGGGUUUAAGCAUGGUAGAACAGGUUUUGGCACAUUUUUUGAGUGCAAGGGUCUUAUAGAUUGUUUAAAAGUUACAUUUAAGAAAGAGGGAGUAAAAGGGCUGUUUAAAGGUUUAGUACCAAGUCAAUUAAAAGCAGCUGCAACAACUGCAUUGCAUUUUACCGCAUAUGAACAAAGUUUAGUAGCAAUACAAGCAUUAAGAUCAUAUGUUUCCAAAAAGUAGUCAUAAUAUUGAUGAAUAAUAGUACAAUAUUAGAAUAUAUUAUUGAUUGUUAUAUGUACAAAUUUAUGUAUAUAUGUUAAUAUAACUUGCAUUUGUACAAAAAACUAAAUUAUAUAGAUAAACAAAGACAUAUAUACAAAACUAAUUUAUUUUUUGUAUAUAUUCCAAUAUGUAUUUAGUAGAUUGAUUAAUUUUUAUACUUAAGAAUACACUUUGUAUUUAUAGUUGUAGUGGAGAAGGCAUUUCAUUUGGUUUUCCUUGCAAGACCGCAAUUAUAUUUUUAGCGGUAAUUUUUGACAUUUCCUCUCGUGUUUCUGUAGCAGCACUACCAAUAUGGGGUAGUAUCACUAUAAUAGAAAAAAUUAAUCAGUUUAAUCAUGAAUUCAUUGAUGUUUCAGUUUCAUACUUACCACAAUUAUCUAAAGUCAGUAAUUCACUGUUUAAUGGAAUUGGUUCAGGAGUCAUAACAUCUAAGCCUGCAGCUCUAAUGGUUCCAUUUUUUAAAGCUUCUACUAGAGCAGGUUGAUCAACAACCUCGCCUCUACUAAUAUUUAUAAAUAUAGCAGAUCUUUUCAUUUUAUGAAAUGUACUUUUAUUAAACAUCUGCUUUGUUUCUGAUGUUAGAGCUGUUGUGACAAUUACAAAGUCACUGUUUUGUAACAGUGCAUCAAAUUCUACUUUCUCCCCUCCAAAUUCAGAUGCUUCUGGCUUAAUAGUUCUACUUGUAUAUAAUAUUUUGGCAACAUUAAAGCCUUUGACACAUUUUGCUACUUGUCUACCAAUGCGACCUAAUCCUACUAUUCCAACUGUAGAUCCAGAUAAACCAGGACCACACAUCCAAGUCGGUGACCAUGCUUUCCAUUCACCCCUAUGAAUCAUAUUUUAAACAAGAAUAUUUAAACAAGAAAAUUUAAUAUUUAUUAAAGAUAUAUUCUGUUUCAUACUUGUAAAUAGCUCUGUUUGCUUCUAUUAAUCUUCUAGAUGUAGCUAAAAGUAAUCCCAUAGUUAAUUCAGCUGUUGCAUCAGUUAAAAUGCCAGGAGUGUAACCAACUUUAAUAUUCCUUUGUUUUAAAGCCUUUAAAUCCAAAUGAUCAACACCAACUGACAUAGAUGCAACAACUUUUAAUUGUGGACCUGCUGCUUCUAGAACUUCAUUGUCUAUUUUGUCAGUUAGUAGACAAUAAACACCAUCUACAUUUUGUAUUUUUGAUAGUAAUACAGAUCUAGGAAUUGGUUCAGGUUUUUCCCAUAAAAUAACAUCAUAUCUGAAAUCAAAUAGGAAAAGUAUUAAAAUCAAUGCAACAAUGAAAUUUGAUGUAUUUUUUUGAUAAGUUUAAGAUAUAAGAAUAAAACACUUAUUUAAAUAUUUAGCAAAUAUUAACAUAUUGUAUUUAUGUACAGCACGUGUAUGAUUUGUGUAUGUAUAUGUGUAAAUGUAACUAAAUAAAAAAUGAUUAAGACGAAGAAAAAAUAGUACUUACUGUUCUUUAAGCAAAUUUAAUCCGGUAGUUGGAAUAUCUGGACGUGUAACUAAAACUUUUGGUCGACUCAUUUUUAUUGAAUUAAUAGCCGUGGAAAACUUCGAACUGUUACGGGUAAA